Messenger RNA from Prionailurus viverrinus (fishing cat), 1029 nucleotides. It is a transcript of the gene MC3R, whose product is annotated as melanocortin 3 receptor. Gene Ontology annotation, cellular component: membrane. Gene Ontology annotation, biological process: G protein-coupled receptor signaling pathway. Gene Ontology annotation, molecular function: peptide hormone binding; melanocyte-stimulating hormone receptor activity. The transcript has a single exon. Bases 58 to 1029 code for a protein of 323 amino acids. NCBI's taxonomy places the organism in Eukaryota, Metazoa, Chordata, Mammalia, Carnivora, Felidae. The record is from RefSeq and is a predicted model, not a curated record.
AGCAGCAGCCUCUGGACGUCGCUGGAGCCCCCGCUCGGAUCAGCCCGUCUGUUAGCAAUGAACGCCUCGUGCUGCCUGCCGUCUGUGCACCCAACGCUGCCCAACGGCUCCGAGCACCCUGCCAGCCCUGCCUUUGGCAACCAGAGCGGCAGCGGGUUCUGCGAGCAGGUCUUCAUCAAGCCCGAGGUCUUCCUGGCGCUGGGCAUCGUCAGCCUGCUGGAAAACAUCCUGGUCAUCCUGGCUGUGGUCAAGAACGGCAACCUGCACUCGCCCAUGUACUUCUUCCUCUGCAGCCUGGCGGCGGCGGACAUGCUGGUGAGCGUGUCCAACGCCCUGGAGACCGUCAUGAUCGCCGUCGUCAACAGCAACUCCCUGGCCCUCGGCGACCGGCUCAUCCAGCACAUGGACAACGUCUUCGACUCCUUGAUCUGCAUCUCGCUGGUAGCUUCCAUCUGCAACCUCCUGGCCAUCGCCGUGGACAGGUACGUCACCAUCUUCUACGCGCUCCGCUACCACAGCAUCAUGACCGCGCGGAAGGCCCUCGCCUGGAUCGCGGCCAUCUGGGUGAGCUGCGGGGUCUGUGGCGUGGUGUUCAUCAUCUACUCCGAGAGCAAGAUGGUCAUCGUGUGCCUCAUCACCAUGUUCUUCGCCAUGCUGCUCCUCAUGGGCGCCCUCUACGUGCACAUGUUCCUCUUCGCCCGGCUGCACGUCCAGCGCAUCGCGGCACUGCCGCCCGCCGACGGGGCGGCCCCGCCGCAGCACUCGUGCAUGAAGGGGGCUGUGACCAUCACCAUCCUGCUGGGGGUGUUCAUCUGCUGCUGGGCCCCCUUCUUCCUCCACCUCGUCCUCAUCAUCACCUGCCCCACCAACCCCUACUGCGUCUGUUACACCGCCCACUUCAACACCUACCUGGUCCUCAUCAUGUGCAACUCCAUCAUCGACCCGCUCAUCUACGCCUUCCGGAGCCUGGAGCUGCGUACCACCUUUAAGGAGAUUCUCUGCAGCUGCAACGGCAUGAACCUGGGCUAG